This is a messenger RNA of Lactuca saligna, 896 nucleotides long. NCBI's taxonomy places the organism in Eukaryota, Viridiplantae, Streptophyta, Magnoliopsida, Asterales, Asteraceae. The record is from the annotation of a GenBank genome assembly.
AAAAAUAACCCUUUUUACAAAAAUGUAAAUGUUUUUCCUUCGACCUUCAACCUUUCAAUCUUAUUACUAUUUUCCCUUGCUUUUUAACCACGCAAACCAAAUCUUAAACCCCUUAAAAGGUACAGUAGACACCACUAUUCGUAUCGAUGUUCCAUGUCACACCCACUAACAUGUCUUUGAAGCUCAAUAUGAAUCCAGACCAUGAAUAUUUUCACCACCAAACGUUUGUAAAAGAACACAUGUUUGAGAAACGACUGACUCCCAGUGACGUCGGGAAGCUCAACCGCCUCGUCAUCCCCAAACAGUACGCCGAGAAAUACCUUCCGGUCAUCUCCGGCAGCCUGGUUCUGAGCGUGGUGGAUGAAUCCGGCAAGCAGUGGAAGUUCCGGUACUCCUACUGGAAUAGCAGUCAGAGUUACGUUUUCACGAAAGGGUGGAGUCGUUUUGUUAAAGAGAAGAAGCUUGAAGCCGGCGACGUCGUUUUUUUUCAACGGCAGGUGGUGGACUCUACUCCAGUCAUGGUUCUUGGGUGGAGGCGGCGGAUGAACGACGGUUGGAUUUCAUCGGAAAAGCCAGAGAUGAUGAAGUAUAAAACAGUGAGGCUUUUUGGCGUGAAUCUGGAAUGUAGGACCUUUGAAGCUCAGGAGGAUUCAAUAAGUGACAUGAAGGCACCCACACCUGAUAAUGGUUGUUUUACUACUAAAAUGGAGAAAGAGGGUAUUUUGGAGAUGGGGCCAUGGAGGCAUAUGUAGUCAGAGAAAAGGGUACUGUAGGGAUUCCCCCCCCUGAAAAUUCAUUUUAAGGUUGAUGAUGUUUCAUUGCAUUACGAUUCAUCCCCAUCACCAGUGUUAAAUGUUAUUGUUAAUGUCCUUUCCCUUUUCCUGUCUCUUUCCAAC